AUGGUCUUGGAGGCAACAGUGAUAUCAAUUGAUAAUUCGGAAUAUUCCAGAAAUGGUGAUUACCCUAGAACAAGAUUUGAAGCGCAAAUUGAUGCGGUAGAAUAUAUUUUCCAGAGCAAACGCAAUAGUAACCCCGAGAACACAGUAGGAUUGAUCUCAUCAGCGGGAUCGAAUCCACGAGUUCUGUCGACCUUCACGUCAGAGUUCGGUAAGAUUCUAGCGGGUCUGCACGAUACGACGAUAGAAGGUUCUAUACAUUUAGCCACAGCUAUCCAGAUUGCGGCGCUUACGCUGAAGCAUCGUCAGAAUAAAGUGCAGCACCAGCGUAUUGUUGCGUUUGUGUGCAGUCCGAUCUCAGAUGAUUCUAAGGAGCUCAUCAAGCUAGCCAAGAGAUUAAAAAAAAAUAGCAUUGCGGUAGAUAUCGUCAAUUUUGGAGAAUCGAAUGUCAACACGCCAAUUCUAGAGGAGUUUAUCGAGACAGUGAACAGCUCACAGGAGGAGAGUAGUCAUUUGCUCACAGUAACGGCCGAUAACAGGUUGUUGUACGAACACAUCGCAUCAUCCUCUAUAAUUCUUGAAGAAGGAGCCGGCAAUAUGGGAGGGCACGAUGGAAACAGUUCGGGUAUGGAUAAUUCUUUCAUGGAUUUCGGUGUGGAUCCUUCAAUGGACCCGGAACUGGCAAUGGCACUGCGUCUGUCUAUGGAAGAGGAGCAGCAGAGGCAAGAGAGGCUGAGACAGGAACAGCACCAGCACCAGCAGCAAGAUAAUGAUCCUCAAACAAAGGAGUCCAAAUGA
Zygotorulaspora mrakii is the source of this 795-nucleotide messenger RNA. It is a transcript of the gene RPN10, whose product is annotated as proteasome regulatory particle base subunit RPN10. The transcript has a single exon. Gene Ontology annotation, biological process: proteasome-mediated ubiquitin-dependent protein catabolic process. The record is from RefSeq and is a predicted model, not a curated record. Gene Ontology annotation, molecular function: polyubiquitin modification-dependent protein binding. NCBI's taxonomy places the organism in Eukaryota, Fungi, Ascomycota, Saccharomycetes, Saccharomycetales, Saccharomycetaceae. Gene Ontology annotation, cellular component: cytosol; nucleus; proteasome regulatory particle, base subcomplex. Bases 1 to 795 code for a protein of 264 amino acids.